This is a messenger RNA of Odontomachus brunneus, 2557 nucleotides long. Its product is annotated as protein arginine N-methyltransferase 9-like. NCBI's taxonomy places the organism in Eukaryota, Metazoa, Arthropoda, Insecta, Hymenoptera, Formicidae. The record is from RefSeq and is a predicted model, not a curated record. The transcript has 7 exons. The coding region runs from base 495 to 2402 and encodes 635 amino acids. Gene Ontology annotation, molecular function: protein-arginine omega-N monomethyltransferase activity; protein binding. Gene Ontology annotation, biological process: peptidyl-arginine methylation.
AGGAAACUUGUAAAAAGCGAUUCGUUUAAUUUUUCGAUAACAAAAGACACGCCAACUUGAACGUGUAUGAUGACAAACGUAUCUUCAAAUUUUUUUAUUAAAUCAUUAGAUUUGUUUUCCACGUUUCUGUGCUGAAAGUAUUAUUCUAUCUUCUUUCGGUAUGUGAUGAGCAAUAAAAAUGGAAAGGUUGCUUUUAGCAUGAAAGCGUGCAAGAGGAAUUUACCUUUGUGUUUAUGCUUAGAUGUUUUCCACUUGACAUAAAGGUGCUUCAUAUAAUCGCCAGUCAGUUGUUAUUACCGAUUAUUGUUUAAGAAAAUUUCAUUAGAAGAUUCGAAGUAAGAAAUCUCACACUUUUUCAUCUCAAUAAAGGUAAUAUUGUAAACAUAAACAUUAAAGAUAUACGUUAUGAAAGAUUUGAUAACUUGCUACUACACGUGAGGUAUCUUCAAUAAUUUUGCUUUUCGAUCAGAAGCUUCGCUCAGUAUUUUCCAACAAUGCGUGAACUUGAUCAAUGCAAAAUGCAGUCAGAAGUAAACGAUAUAUCAGAGAGAUCAUUACAAAAGGCCAAGGAACACGAUAGAAAUGGAAAUUUUGGAAAGGCUUAUGCAUAUUAUACUAUUGUUGCGGAACUAUGUCCUGCAAAAAGAUCAGAAAUUGAAGAAACUUUUACAGAUAUACUAUGCACAUGGGGGAUAGAGUUAGCAGAGAAUAAUAGAUUAUCUGAUGCUGUACGUUGUUAUAAGUAUUCCUUAGAUAUUUAUCCAAAUAAUCCACGUAUGCUAAACAAUUUUGCAGCACACUUGCUGAGGAAUAACGAUCCCAUAAGGGCGAUAGAAUAUUUAAGAAGAGCUUUGAAAGUUGAUCCUAACUUUCUACCAGCAGAACGAAACUUGCAAAAUGCAUUCAGUAUGGCAGUAGAUAGGUGGCACUUCACAAUGCUCAAUGAUAAGUCCAGAAAUAAUGCCUUUGAGCAGGCCAUACGCAAAAGAAUUCAUCAAGGAUACAAUACAGUUUUGGAUGUAGGGACUGGUACAGGCCUCUUGAGUCUGUAUGCCAAAUAUGCAGGAGCUACAAAGAUCUAUGCGUGCGAAUGCUCCGAAAUAAUGACGCGAAUCGCAAAAGAAGUAUUUGAAUCUAAUAAUGCAUCGGAUAUAAAAUUAAUACCAAAACUAUCGUUCGACCUUAAAGUACCUACAGACAUUCCAGAAAGAGUACAAUUAAUAGUGACUGAAACGUUUGAUGCCGGCUUAUUCGGGGAGCUUGUAGUACCGUCUUUGAUUAACGUACACAUGAAUAUUUUAGAUUUAUAUGGUAUGAUAAUACCUAUGGGCGCGACGGUUUACACAGCAGCCAUCGAAUGCGAAUAUAUUAGAUUCAGAUCGUCAGUGAUCUUUGAAAAAGUAAAAGAGAUUUGUCUUUUGAAUUUCAACAAUGUGUCCGUAUUGCCGGACGACGAAUAUUACGAGGCGGAGAAUCUGGAAAAAAUUCAAAUGAAAUAUAUCACAGAGCCGCAGAAGCUCUUCUAUGUGAAUUUCAACGAGUUACAAGAACUGCGAAAAUUCCACAAGGACGGAAUAAAGCAGUUGCUGCGAGCGAAAUGUAAAUACAAUGGCAUCAUAGAUGGUCUUGUCACUUGGUUUAAGUUACAUCUCGACGAGGAAAUCACGUUGGAUUCCUCUGACGGCAAAUCUUGUUGGGACCUCGCGGUUUUUCCGACGUUACACACCGCGUGUCACGAAGGUGAUGUCGUAACAAUAAAAGCGGAGAUUCUGAAGAGUAAAUUGAAAUGUUCUUGUAGCAUUGGCAACGCGGAACUUAACGCGGCAGGUUGUAAAUCCUUGUACCAUCUACCAAAAGAGGUCAUUGUCUUUUUAAAUGAUUUUAAUUAUGUGAAACUGCUCACCGAGAUCGGUAGAUCUCAUAAGAAUAGAAAUAUAAAAUAUAUUUUAGAUAUUUCGCCUUUUCCGAUUUAUGGUUUAACGAUCUUGAAAGAAUGUAAAGACAGUGAGCUUUUAUAUUACAAAACUGACAAUCCAACGCUUCGUUCUUUGGUUGAGCGAGUAGCCCGAGAUAACAAACUACAGGAAAAAGUACGUACGAUAUCCAACUACGAUGAGAUUCCAUGCCAUCUAGAUUCUAUAUUCGUUCAUAACUUUGAUAUUAAAGGUGAAUUACGAGAUAGUCGUCAUGAGAUAUUAAGAGUUCAAAUAAUGAGGACUGUCCACAUACACAGAAUAAUAGAGAAAAUAAAAGUACAAACUACUCAAUCGCAGAACACAUUAACAAAUACAAGAUCAAUCAAAUAUUCGAUUUACAUCCGAGCUUAUACUCGUGUGAGAUCUUGUCUGAGCCACAAAUACUGGCAGAAAUCAAUGAAACGGAAACUACCGAAGCAAUUGUAAAUUUCGGAAAAAUAAGUAAUGCAAUGGAAACUUUACCAAAUGCCUUAAUAUGUUGGUAUAAAAUUCAGCUUAGUCCGGAUCAUAUAUAUGACACAAAAAACAAUGACUCCUUUAUGAAUCAUACUGCAGUUGUUUUUGAGGACGAUUUGCAAGAU